Molecule: messenger RNA, 1832 nt
Organism: Impatiens glandulifera
Lineage: Eukaryota; Viridiplantae; Streptophyta; Magnoliopsida; Ericales; Balsaminaceae
Product: DELLA protein GAI-like
Exons: 1
Coding region: 188-1675 (495 amino acids)
Biological process (GO): regulation of DNA-templated transcription
Cellular component (GO): nucleus
Molecular function (GO): sequence-specific DNA binding; DNA-binding transcription factor activity
Source: RefSeq, a predicted model, not a curated record
UAAUUCCAUGCCCUCGUUUCUCUCUCUAAAACUUCUUCAUCUAUAUCCGCACGGCCGGCGCCCAUUGCUUGUCUCCUUUAACCAUCCCAUACCUAAAAACUCAGAUCCUUUGUCUCAUUUUUUACCAGAAUGAUCAUCACUCAAACCCACCACCGAUUCUUUCCCAUCAACUAAUCAGAUAAUAUAUAUGGGUCCAUACGAUUCUUACAGCAGCAGCAGCAGCAGUGGAAGUUCAUCAUCCGUCGCCGGAAAAAUACCAGAUCAGAUCGACGGUCAUCUAGAACGAGCAGGUUACAAGGUCCGAUCAUCAGACCUCCAUCAAGUGGCUCACCGCAUUGAACGACUCGAGACAGCCAUGGUCUCUAAUCUAGCAAACAAUCCAUCUCAUCUCGGAUCCUGGGUCGAUUCCAUCUUAUCCGAACCCGACCCACCUAUUCAUUUCCCCCAUCUUGGACCUGCACCGGAUGCAAAUCCAUGGGCGGCGGCGGCGGCGGCGCAUCAUCCAGUUGUUAUAGACGACGUCGAGGAAGAUUCCGGCAUCCGGUUAGUUCACUUGUUAAUGAGCUGUGCAGAAACAAUCCAACGUGGAGAAUUCUCAUUGGCCGCAACUAUAAUCGACGAGAUGCAAGGGUUGUUGACACGUGUCAAUACCUCAUUCGGGAUCGGAAAAGUCGCCGGAUACUUCGUCGACGCUCUGAGCCGCCGUAUCUUCUCGCCGCCUCAAUCCGCCGGCGUCAUUUCCGGCUCGAAUUUCGAUAACGAAAUACUAUAUCGUAAUUUCUACGAAGCUUCACCGUACUUGAAAUUCGCGCAUUUCACGGCGAAUCAAGCUAUACUGGAAGCAUUCGACGGUCACGAUUGCGUCCACGUCGUUGAUUUUAAUCUCAUGGAGGGUUUACAAUGGCCGGCCCUAAUUCAGGCUUUAGCAUUACGGCCAGGCGGGUCUCCAAUCCUACGGCUGACAGGCGUUGGCCCCCCUUCCCCAGACGGUCGUGAUUCUCUUAGAGAAAUCGGUCUAAGAUUAGCCGAGUUAGCCCGGUCGGUUAAUGUCCGGUUUGCAUUCAGAGGGGUGGCGGCUUUACGGCUCGAAGAUGUCAAGCCGUGGAUGUUGCAAGUGAAUCCAAACGAAGUCUUAGCUGUCAACUCAAUUAUGCAAUUACACACUCUUUUAGCAGCCGACCCGACCCGACCAUCCCGAAUGGACUCAGUCCUCGAAUGGAUAAAAAACUUGAACCCGAAAAUAGUAACGGUUGUUGAACCGGAAGUGGACCAUAACCAACCCGAGUUCUUGGAGCGGUUUAUGGAAGCUUUGUAUUACUACUCAACAAUUUUUGAUUCAUUAGAGGUUUGUUCAAAUCAACCCGACAAGGCUUUAGCCGAAAUGUACAUUCAGAAACAGAUUUGUAACGUUGUGUGUUGUGAAGGGUCGGGUCGAAUAGAGAGGCACGAGACCCUGGCCAAGUGGAGGGCACGAUUCACUCGGGCAGGGUUUCGACCUGUUAAUAUCGGGUUCAAUGCCUUUAAACAAGCGAGUAUGCUUCUCACAUUGUUCUCCGCCGAAGGGUAUAAUGUUGAAGAGAAUGACGGGUGUUUAACCCUUGGUUGGCAUAACCGGCCUCUCAUUGCGGCUUCGGCUUGGUAUGCAUCACCCGGGUCGGAUCCAAUUUAUCAAUAAGGUGUUUGUACAAGAAUAUGGAUCAAUUGUCGGGUCUAUGGAGUUCUUCUUUGUUAGAGUUUUGUUUCACUCUUUAAUUUAAAACAAAAUUGCUGUGUCGAUAAAAUUAUAUUAUUUUGCAACUAUCUUGAACUUUAAUUAUUAUAAUAUUCAUUUA